This is a messenger RNA of Quercus lobata, 1236 nucleotides long. RefSeq names its product U-box domain-containing protein 35-like. The record is from RefSeq and is a predicted model, not a curated record. Lineage: Eukaryota; Viridiplantae; Streptophyta; Magnoliopsida; Fagales; Fagaceae. The coding region runs from base 177 to 1064 and encodes 295 amino acids. The transcript has 4 exons.
CAUUAUGGUGGCUGGGCCAAAAUUAGCGUUGAAAUAAAUGGCAAAAAGUUUGCGAGUACGGAACCCACUCUAUUCUUUAUUGUCAUGUAGUUUUCUGAGAGAAAGAGUCCAACAAGAAGAUAUGUUAUAGCUUCAAAAACAGUGUCAUGUUGAUCAUUCUUUGAAGCCAGAUUAAGAUGUCUGUGUCAUUGUCAUCAGAGAUAGGACAUAUCCAAUCCCAUGAUGAAGCCAGCGCAUCUACAACUGUUGGGUAUAGGAACCAGUUUAACGCAUAUAGCAGCGUGAGCGAGAUUGAGGAAGAGAGUAGUAGUACAAGCGAGAUCAUUGAGGUCAACGAUCAUGGACUGGUACGCAUGGAAACGAUCAAAGAAGAGUCGUUUGAGGCAGGUAGUUUGUAUUCGUUGGAUCUUCAGAGCUUGGAAGAUAGCGUGUAUGUGGGUGUGGGGAAGAGCGAGUCAAGCAUGGAAGCUCUAGUUUGGACGUUAAAGCACGCUGUUACCUCUCCCUCCACCAUGGUCUAUCUCGUUCAUGUCUUCCCUGAGAUACUGUACAUACCCAGUCCAUUAGGAAAGAUUCCAAAGAACCAAGUGAGUCCAGAGCAGGUGCAGAGUUACAUGGACCAAGAAAGAAACAAGAGGAGAGAACUACUCCAAAAAUUUCUAAAUGCAUGCUCCUCUUCCAAGGUUAAGGUAGAUACCAUUCUUAUUGAGAGUGAGAUGGUUUCAAAGGCAAUCCUGGACCUCAUUCCUAUUGUCAACAUAAGAAAGCUGGUGUUAGGAACCACUAAAUCCAGCCUAAGGAGAUUGAAGUUUAGAAAAGGGAAUGGGAUAGCUGAUCAAGUGCUUAAGAGUGCACCAGUAAGUUGUGAAGUAAAGAUCAUUUGUGAAGGAAAGGAAGUGAUUGACCUAAUGAGUGAAUCACCAACACCAUCACCGCGUGCGCGAGGCAAUGAUGAGAUCAAUCCCAAGCCUACACAAAAGUCUCCAGUUCAACGCAGCAUUUCAAAAAAAUUUCAACGCACUGAUUCCUUUAAAUGGUUGUUGUGCUUUAGACCCAAGGAGUAACUGGUUUCCCAAUAUUUGUAACGAAACACUUACAGAACUGGAACAGAGUUGUAUAGAAUCAGAAUGAAUGUCUGAUGGUUGAAAGUUAAGUUAUACUCACCACACUCCAUUUGAUUUUGAAAUCCUCUUUUCACAGGGAAUUCCCAAUUGCCCAUUAAUUGAUUUAAUUCCA